GGAGACCGGGAGAGAAAGACAAUCCUGUCUCUAUCGCGAACCGGUUUUUGGUUUUCUUUAGCCCGUCUGAGGGAACCGAAAUCAAAUCUAGCCGGCUCUGCAGCUCAGGAAACACGGCUGCUAAGUUUAACUCCACAAAAAUAGAGCGGUAGCAGCAGAAACCAGUAGCAGCUGCGGUUGGGCCUCCUGGUCUCCAGCUCGUCCACCCACAUAGCCUUGCGCGGCGGCCUCCUUCGGCCUGAGAAGAUGCGGGGCUUCGGGGACCGAGGCCGCGACCGGGACCGCGGCGGGUUUGGCAGUCCUCUUCCUCCCAAGAAAUUUGGAAACCCAGGCGAACGGCUGCGUAAGAAGAAAUGGGACUUGAACGAGUUGCCCAAGUUUGAAAAGAACUUCUAUGUCGAACAUCCAGAAGUGGCCAGACUCACUCCAUAUGAGGUUGAUGAACUAAGAAGAAAGAAAGAGAUCACAGUUAGAGGAGCAGAUGUGUGCCCCAAGCCUGUAUUUGCCUUCCACCAGUGUAACUUCCCACAAUAUGUAAUGGAUGUCUUGAUGGAUCAGCAUUUCACAGAACCAACCCCAAUUCAGUGUCAGGGCUUCCCGUUAGCCCUCAGUGGUCGUGAUAUGGUGGGCAUUGCACAGACUGGCUCUGGGAAGACAUUGGCGUAUUUGCUACCUGCAAUUGUUCACAUCAAUCACCAGCCGUAUUUGGAAAGAGGGGAUGGUCCAAUUUGCUUAGUUCUGGCUCCUACCCGAGAACUGGCUCAGCAAGUCCAACAAGUAGCAGAUGAUUAUGGUAAAUGUUCAAGGCUGAAGAGUACCUGUAUAUAUGGAGGAGCACCCAAAGGUCCUCAAAUCAGAGACCUGGAGAGAGGUGUUGAAAUUUGUAUUGCUACGCCUGGACGUCUGAUUGACUUUCUGGAAGCAGGAAAAACCAACCUCCGCCGUUGUACAUAUCUUGUAUUGGAUGAAGCUGACCGAAUGCUGGAUAUGGGUUUUGAACCUCAAAUCCGCAAAAUUGUUGAUCAGAUACGGCCUGACAGGCAGACUCUUAUGUGGAGUGCCACUUGGCCAAAGGAGGUGCGGCAGCUGGCAGAGGACUUUUUACACGACUAUGUCCAGAUCAACGUGGGCAACUUGGAACUGAGUGCUAAUCAUAAUAUCCUGCAAAUAGUGGAUGUGUGCAUGGAGAGCGAGAAGGACCAUAAGUUGAUACAACUAAUGGAAGAAAUUAUGGCUGAAAAAGAGAACAAGACUAUCAUCUUUGUGGAGACAAAAAGACGAUGUGAUGAUCUAACUCGAAGGAUGCGUAGAGAUGGGUGGCCAGCUAUGUGUAUUCAUGGAGACAAGAGUCAGCCAGAAAGAGAUUGGGUGCUUAAUGAAUUCCGUUCUGGAAAAGCUCCUAUCCUAAUUGCUACGGAUGUUGCAUCUCGUGGGCUAGAUGUGGAAGAUGUAAAGUUUGUGAUAAACUACGACUAUCCAAACAGCUCGGAGGAUUAUGUGCACCGAAUUGGCCGUACAGCUCGUAGCACCAACAAAGGCACUGCCUACACAUUCUUCACACCUGGGAAUUUGAAACAAGCUAGAGAACUGAUCAAAGUGCUAGAGGAAGCCAACCAGGCCAUCAAUCCAAAACUGAUGCAGCUUGUGGACCAUAGAGGUGGUGGUGGAGGUGGAGGUGGUCGUUCUCGUUACCGAACCAGCAAUUCAUCCAACAACCCUAAUCUGAUGUAUCAAGAGGAAUGUGAACGAAGGCUCCGAGGUGUUAAAGAUGGCCGAAGAGACUCGGGUACCUUCAGGGACCGUGAUCGCGGUGACAGCUUUGCCAAUGGAGCCAACAAGGCCUAUGGUGGUGCAUAUGGAAGUACAAAUUCUGCCUUUGGGGCACAGCAGGGCCAAUAUGGUUAUGCCCAGGGGGCCUAUGGAGCUGCUGCUUAUGGCACAAGUGGCUAUGGGGCAGAAUAUGGUACUGCUGGUUAUGGUGGAGCCAACGCUGCCAAUGCUGGGAGAAACUCACAAAGCACCAGCCAACAGCAGUAUGCAGGGAUGGGCCGUUCAGGCCAGCAGCCACAGCCUCUCAUGUCGCAACAGUUUCCUCAGCCUCCAGGCACUAACGUGAUGGGCUAUAUGGGACAGACUGCCGGCUACCAAUAUCCACCUCCUCCCCCACCCCCGCCCCCUUCACGCAAGUGAGACCAUUUGGUUUACUGGCGCCAGUCAAGAUUUGCAAUGUAAGAACCUCCUCUUCCCUUCCUUCCCCGAUCUCACCCAUUGUGAUGUGUUCCAAUGCAGGUUAGAUGUAGAGUUCACCAUCCAAAUUCUGCCCAAGACAGUGGUCCCCAGUCCAUGUUACUGAUUUUGUUUUUAAAAUUAGAAUUGACUGGAAAACUGACUGUGUUAUAGACAUACGAAGUUUGGCCUUGCAUGCUUAAAGGAUCUGGAAUGAUUUUCUCUUUUAAAAAGAAAUGAAGGGGGAGAGACUUUGCAGGGCAGAAAUGUCCCAGCCCAAUUGUCUUUGUGUCUGAGGCUUGUGUCAGAAAACUUGCUGCAGAGAGGACAUGUUCUCCAUGCUGUGAACAUCAAGAAUUAUGGUGCUAUGCAGUGCUCCCUUCUUAACAGAAAACAAGAGUGUACUUUUUUCUCUAGAAUUAAGACUUCAUUCUUUAAAUUGAAAAUUGAACACAGGUAUUUGGAUUUGGUAUAGGUGAAUUCUGAAAGUAUAAUAUGUCUAGUUUGGCUCAGCUCAUGGUGCUCCAAACCCCCCUAUGUGUUAGACAUAUUAGGUAAUUUUGGUUAGCAUUUCUGCAGCUCUUGGAUGGUAGUAGCUGGAGGGGGAGGGUGUAAAUAUCAGGAGGGAGUCCUUUGUCUGUUGCAGUAUACUUUCAUCCCGGGCUUAACUGCAGAAAAAAUAAACUGGAUUUUUCUGUGGUUGUUAAAUUGUCACCAACUGGAUUCCACUUAAGAGAUCACAAGUGGAAUCUGGCCCCCAAGUAUCAGCUGCCGUGGUUAAAAUUGAGCUUCGGCAGAAGAUAGAAAGAGACUAAGACAGUUUCUGUUAACUUGGCAAUAUUUCUUUUAGUAAGAAGUACUUACCGGACAGGUUCAGGAUACCACAGUCCGAAAUGCAAUGGUUCAGUUUUUCUGUUUUACCUUAAAAGGUUUAUUUAGGUCCCUGUACAGGGGGAGGUGGGGCAGAGAUAGCUAAUAUGUCUUGAAGUGUCAUUCGUACCUUCAUCUGAUUUGGGCUUUGCUUUUGAGUGAGCUAUCCUUUGCACUCAGCUUUUACAGGUAGGUAGCAGCAUUCUAGGAAAUUUUAGGCAGGUAUAACACUUUUAUUCAAUCUCUUUUUUUUUUCUUUUCUCCCCAGGCUGAGAGAUUUUAGGCUGGUGGGUAGGGUGGGUUUUCUUCUAGUACUGAGGCUUAUGUGUUGUGACUAUUAGCAGAAUGGCUGUUGAUAGCUGAUCUUGUAAUGCAUCACUUGUCACAUUCAGAUAAUAUGGCAGGAGGUGACUUGCGUCCCAAUUUGAGAGGCGUAAAUAUUGUUGGCCACCUUAUUUUCUGUUUGGGGGAGUACACAGUUCAAACAAAUAAGAUUGCCCAGUUAUUUUAUAGUUAUUAGGGGCUGACUUAUAAAAACUGGCGUUGUAUUUGUGUUCCUCAAUAGCAAGCAGGAUGAGGAAUGAUAGAUCACUUAUGUGUCUGCACACAAUGUACAGGUAGGUUGUUGGCACAGUCUGUGGGAGGGAAAUAUUUGCCAGUUUAAAUUCCUCUUUUCUCAUUUGACUCGCAUCAGUCUAGGUCUGGAAAAUCAGAGAACACUUGAUGUGUCUGGCAGAAAGCGCCAAUGCAAAUGAACAUUCAUUUACUGAACUUUAAUCUGCAUUUCCUUCAUGAAAUAUAUCAUGGAGCUAUCUUUUUAGUUCACACAGAAAUUAAUCUACAGGUUUAUGGGAUGUGGGGAAACAACCUUCUGUCUUUAAAGGUAAAGGGGUUUCAGGACACUCAUAACUGCUGAGUGGUCUUUGUCUUCAGUCCCUCUGCAGAGGCAGAAUUUUAGGGUUUUUUGCAGUGCUUUAUUGUAGCUUGAAGACUGCUGCAGCCUAGAGUCUCUCAUGCUCAGCCAGAGUAUUAACCAUUGAAUGCUUCAUGGCAUGUACUGCUUCUGUCCCAUGUGGUGCUGCUUGGUUCCACAUACCAGCUAGAGAGCCCUGUUGACAAAGCAGUAAUGUCCACCAUUUUCCCAGUAAGCAUUUGUGGAAACAACAAUUCAAUAUAUCUUUUUACUGAUAAGUUACUGUGUGGGCUUUGCUUAGUGGAAAGGUUUAGAGGCUUUAUGGGUAGGAUCAGUACUCUGUUUCAACUUUGACUGGUAUUUGAACACAUUCCUGUUUUAUUAAACAAAGACUUGAAUGGAGAGAUUCGUAGCUCUGUGGUGUUCAGGCACAGUAUACUAAAAGCUAUGCUAUGAUUAGUUUAUAAAUUGUCCUUUUGAUACCAUCUUGUUUUCUUUUGUAGGUAUGAAUAAAACACUGU
Gekko japonicus is the source of this 4530-nucleotide messenger RNA. RefSeq names its product DEAD-box helicase 17 (gene DDX17). Gene Ontology annotation, molecular function: ATP binding; RNA binding; RNA helicase activity. The transcript is spliced from 13 exons. Gene Ontology annotation, cellular component: ribonucleoprotein complex; cytoplasm; nucleus. The coding region runs from base 247 to 2190 and encodes 647 amino acids. The record is from RefSeq and is a predicted model, not a curated record. NCBI's taxonomy places the organism in Eukaryota, Metazoa, Chordata, Lepidosauria, Squamata, Gekkonidae. Gene Ontology annotation, biological process: alternative mRNA splicing, via spliceosome.